Molecule: messenger RNA, 7596 nt
Organism: Carcharodon carcharias (great white shark)
Lineage: Eukaryota; Metazoa; Chordata; Chondrichthyes; Lamniformes; Lamnidae
Gene: rbl2
Product: retinoblastoma-like 2 (p130)
Exons: 22
Coding region: 148-3498 (1116 amino acids)
Biological process (GO): cell differentiation; regulation of transcription by RNA polymerase II; negative regulation of G1/S transition of mitotic cell cycle
Cellular component (GO): transcription regulator complex; nucleus; chromatin
Molecular function (GO): RNA polymerase II transcription regulatory region sequence-specific DNA binding
Source: RefSeq, a predicted model, not a curated record
CAGCAGGUUUAAAUGGCUACAGUGCGGCCCGCGAGCGCUGCCUGAGGCCCCGGGUAGAGCGGCGGCGCUUCCGCAAUCCACACAGACACUGACAGCCCCAGCAGGGUCAAUGACAGUUCGAUUCUCAACUGCUGCUCCCAACCCACCAUGGCCAGCGAGGAGGAGCAGGGCGGCCGCCGGACCAAGCAGAGGUUCGAGGAACUUUGUCAGAAAUUGAACAUGGACGAGGGUGCAAAAUGCGAGGCUUGGGCAAGUUACGAGAGCAUCAGCAGGAAGUACACACUGGAGGGAGAAGAUCUUCACUGGCUGGCCUGUGCUCUGUAUGUAGCAUGUAGAAAAGCCAUUCCAUCAGUGGGAAGAGGAACUGUAGAAGGAAAUUGUGUCUCCUUGACAAAGAUCCUACGCUCUUCUGAACUCAGUUUGAUCGAGUUCUUCAAUAAGAUGCAAAAAUGGGCAGACAUGGCAGAUUUGUCCCAAGAAUUCAGGGAACGUACCGAAAAGCUGGAGAGGAACUUCACAGUCUCUGCUGUCAUAUUCAAGAAGUGCGAGCCUAUCUUUCGUGACCUUUUUAAGGAUCCUCAAGAAGAACAACCACCGCGACAGCAUAGGGGUCGGAAACAGAGACGACAACCUUGUACAGUUUCUGAAGUAUUUAACUUCUGCUGGGUGCUGUUUGUUCAGACCAAAGGAAAUUUCCCCAUGAUCAGUGAUGACCUUGUCAACUCAUAUCAUCUUCUGCUUUGUGCACUUGAUCUGGUAUAUGGGAGUGCACUACUCUGCUCUCAUCGUAAAGAUUUACUGAAUCCUAAUUUCAAAGGUUUACCAGAAGAUUUCCACAAUAAAGAUUACAGACCACCUUCAGACCCUCCGUGCAUUAUUGACAAGUUAUGUGCUGUGCAUGACGGAUUGGAAUUGGAGGCAAAGGGAAUUAAACAACAUUACUGGAAGCCAUACAUUAGGAAACUUUUUGAGAGAAAGACCCUGAAGGGAAGAGGAGAAACUCUAACUGGCUUUCUGGACCCUGGGAACUUUGCAGAAAGUGUUAAAGCUAUUAACAAGGCCUAUGACGAAUAUGUGCUAACGGUGGGAAACAUAGAUGAAAGGAUUUUCCUGGCAGAUGAUGCAGAUGAAGAGAUAGGAACCCCAAACAGGUUUUUGAGCAAAAUGUCAAAUGCAGAAACAGCUGAAAGGAUGCAAGUGGAGCACAAUCUUCAACAACAUUUUGACAAUUCCAGGGCACUCUCAGUUUCAACACCACUUACAGGUCGCAAAUAUAUGAAGGAGAGCAACCUUUGUGUGACUCCAAUAUCCUCUGCAACACAGUGUGUUAGUCGUCUUCAUGCCAUACUAACAGGACUAAAAAAUACUCCAAGUGAGAAAUUAUUACAGAUUUUCAGGUCAUGCUCCAGAGAUCCCACACAGUCUGUCCUUAACAGAGUCAAAGAGAUGGGUGAAAUAUUUUGUCACCAUUAUACACAGUCCACCAAGGAUCACUCUGGCUUCUCAAUAGACAAUACUACUAAGCGCCUUCGACUUGCAGAGGUCCUUUACUACAAAGUCCUGGAAACAGUCAUUGAGCAAGAGAAGAGGAGAUUAGGAGAGAUAGAUCUGACUGGGAUAUUGGAACAAGAUAUAUUUCAUCGAUCUCUUCUGGCUUGCUGCCUUGAGAUAGUUAUCUUUUCCUAUAAACCUCCAGGAGACUAUUCAUGGAUCAUUGAGAUAUAUGACCUUCCACCCUAUCAUUUUUAUAAGGUGAUAGAGGUACUUAUAAGGGCAGAGGAUGGUCUCUUCAGAGAGGUAGUAAAACAUCUAAAUCAUAUUGAGGAAACAAUUCUGGAAAAUAUGGCGUGGAGACAAGAAUCACCCCUUUGGGAUGGAAUUAAAGAUGCAGAAAACAAGGUUCCAACAUGUGAGGAGGUAAUGCCACCACAUUACUUUGAAAAUCUGGAGAACACUGGAAACAGUGAGAUGUCCUCUCCCAUUACUCAUACACGACUAAAGGAGGUUCGCACUGAGAGUGGCAGGAAAGAUGCCAUUGCAUCACCUACCACACUGCAUGAUCGAUACAGCUCUCCGACAGCAAGUAAUGCAAGAAGGAGGCUGUUUGUGGAUAGCGACAACAAUCCAGACUCUUCAAGCAACUCCCUCAGAAUUUCCCAGCAACAAACAGUUAACACUGUACCAGUCCAGAAUGUGACCACUGAGACUGUUUCUAUUGCACAUGUCCCUGGACAGACCUUAGUCACCAUGGCAACUGCGACAGUUACAGCUACCAAUGGGCAAACUGUUACUAUACCAGUUCAAGGUAUUGCAAAUGAAAAUGGAGGAAUUACUUUCAUCCCAGUCCAGCUCAGUGUCACUGGACAGGCCCAGUCUGUGGCAAAUACCAUUCAACCCCUUACUGCCCAGACCCUUGCCAGUAGUCACCAGUUAGCUGGCACUGCGGUGCAGAUUGCUGGACAGGUGCCAAUUCAACAAUCCCCAGGACAAAGACAAAGCCAACACCAAGUGGCCACGAGCAGCAGACCCAAAAAGACAGGCUCAGUAGCUCUGUUCUUUAGAAAGGUUUAUCAUUUGGCAAGUGUUCGUCUGCGGGAUCUCUGUGCAAAACUGGACAUUACUGAUGACUUAAGGAGGAAAAUCUGGACAUGUUUUGAACAUUCUUUGGUCAACUGCACUGAUCUUAUGGUUGAUAGACACUUGGAUCAGUUGCUGAUGUGUGCUGUUUACAUAAUGUCCAAGGUAACAAAAGAAGAUAGAUCCUUCCAGAACAUCAUGCGUAGUUACAGAACCCAGCCGCAGGCCAGUAGCAAUAUUUACAGAAGUGUGCUGUUAAAAGCUCGGAGAAGACGAACAUCAGGCAGCAGUGACAGUAGUGGUCGCCAGGGUUCGCCAACUGAGACAAAUAGAGAUAGGACCAGCAGAGACUCCAGUCCAAACAUGAGGUCUAAUAGUACACUUCCAGUACCCCAACCUAGCAGCGCACCACCUACUCCAACCCGACUAGCUGGAGCCAAUAGUGAUAUAGAAGAGGAAGAGAGAGGUGAUCUCAUUCAAUUCUACAACAAUAUCUACAUCAGAAGAGUGAAAGCAUUUGCACUGAAAUACUCCUCAUCAAACACAGAGAAUGGGAGUGAAGCUCCGUCUUUAUCACCCUUCCCAUCUGUAAGGACAGGAUCACCACGCAGGGUCUUACUCUCUCAGCAUCACUCCAUUUAUAUUUCACCCCACAAAAACGGGGGCUCCCUCUCGCCACGAGAAAAAAUGUUUUACUGUUUUAGCAAAAGUCCGUCAAAGGAGAAUCUUAGAACCUGGAAGGCAAACCAGAGAGGAUUACAGCUAAGCUCUAAAAAGCUUAUGAAAGCUAUACAGACAGUGAACACAAGCUGUAGGAAAUCAAAAAUUGCAAGUGACCAAGGAAGGAUCAGAUGCUUUGAACACAGCAUCCAAUCUCUGGCUUUGACAAGCAACUUGCUUUUUCACAAAUCCAGUAGUUGAAGAGCUUUUUAGGUUAAGAGAAAGGUUUGUGAAGCAUUGAAAAAUGUUUUUAAAUUGCUUUUUAUUUUUUAAAAGCUGAAAGAAAAAAAAGCAGGCUUAGAACAGCAUGCAUUUCUUCAUACCAAAAUUUUAAUUAUAGCAUUAACAUUCAUGUGGAUAAAUCUUAAUAUUUUAACUGGGUAUUUGAAAACCAUACAAAGUUAAAAAAUAAGGACAAGUUAUUUUCAAAGCAGAGUUUCAAUGUUGUACAUUUAACACACAAACCCAUUUUCUGUGUAACAUCUGCAGAAACCAAUAGAAGUUGGGGGGGUGGCGGGGGGGGGGGAAGAUGUGGGCACUGUGGGUAGUGAAAGAGAAACUCCUAGAGUUAAAUUUUCAUUUGCCAUGUACAAAGCUUUCCAAAAUACAAAGGUUAUGCAUUAUGUAUGCAGAUAGCUUGCGCACAAAUGUAUUUCUAUCUUAUGAUUAACAUUAUGGGAUAUCCCAAAUUGGCAGGUGUGUUCUUCAGUUAGUUUGGAGGGUUAGGAUCUGUAUGAGUAGCAUGCUAAUGAUGCUCCAAGCUGUGAAAAGAUCCAAACUGCAAAUAUAAGACAGUGAGUGAACAUAAUUAAGCAGUAGACUGAUUAUUUCUCUAAAGAAAGAUACUCAAUUACAUAAAAGCUAAAUACUGUAGAUGCUGGAUAUCUGAUAUAAAAACAGAAAAUGCUGGGGAAAAAAAAUCAGCAGGUCUAGCAGCAUCUGUGGAGCGAGAAAGAGUUAACAUUGAGUCUGUAUGACUCGAGUUAUGCUCAGGAGUUACAUGCUGGUUAUAUUAAUCAUUCUAAAUGGACGUCACAUUCCCCAUGAAGCAGUGCAUUUUAUCUAUCAAACAUCUAGGUAAAUAGACUGAGACCCCAAUAGAGCAAAAAACAUUACUCUAGCUUAAUAGAAUAUGACAUGAUAUUUUCAUCUUCAGAUGGGUUGAAUAGACACCAAGAAGUGAACUUAAUUAUCUUUAAAUACAUGAAUGAAAAUUAGUGCAAACAGUAUGUUUAUAGGAUUACAAACUAUUGGUUCUAUUCUUCAGCCCCAACCAAACCUUUGCUUAAAACUAUACCACAGGACAUUAAAGGAUGCCUAGAAUUGAACAGUGUUACAUGAUUCAAGGAGACUUUGCAUUAGACCUGGAUGAUGACAUGCACAUGCAAUUUGAAGAAUCAAAUCAAGGACAUCCGGAAUCACAAACAACUCUGUCUUGCUGAGUCAACAUUAGCCAGAUGAUCAGAUAAGCUGUUGCAAAGACAAAAAGGCUAGCAAUAACCUUGUGUGUAUUGUGGCCAAUAAGAAUCAAAUGGAUAAAAUUGGAAUCAAGGGGAUAAAGACAACUGCCAUAUCACACACUACCCCUUUAGAAAAAGAGUCCUUUGCAUAUGGUGCCUUCCUUGUGAGAACCAUCAUUUGGUGAUUAGCCCACCACCACAAUGCCCCGGAGCUCAGAAUUCCAAGGCUCUGUCAUGGAGCUUUUCACGUAAUGUGCUACUCAGUCUAGCACUUUUGACACUUUGCUAUUGCUGCAGUCCCGUGUAAUGGAUGUUAGCAUGAUCUGGCUGCUGUGAAAUUGCCCACAUUAGCACACUGGCCAGGGCCUCACAAACGCCAGCUCCGUCCCAGUGGCCAGUGCUCCUAAGACUUUGCCAUGGAUGUUGUGUCAGCUUGCCCAGUACCAAGCUGAAGCAGCCACACCCAAUGAAAUGUUUGCUUCGCCCCCUAAUUUGGGUGAGGAACACCUAGCACCAUCAUCACUCCCAUGAACAGACAAAACACACAAGACUAAAACCAUUUACAGACCAUAUCAAACAGGAGUGGCUGAGAACACACUGGAUUGAAUAUACCUCUAACCUGGACUGCUGUGAUACCACCCCCCCCCCCCCGCCCCCAACAAUCGUUUGAGUGGGAAUCCACCAAGUAUAUGUCCUUCAGUCCCAUUCUUGUAUUAUCCAGCUUCACAUUCAUAGGUAAUUGGGCACAAUAAAUAAGUAUUUUCCCCCCAAGUACAGUAACCACAUAGCCAGCAAAUCUCAUAUCUUACUGCCACAAACUGGCCUCCCAAUUGCAGUGCAUUCUCUUUCAAGCAGUAGUGGUUACCUUUGUGGCUCACAUGGUCACAUUCAGAACAAUUAACCUUUAUUAACCAUUUGUACACUCACUUGCAACGAUAGCGAAAAGGUAUGUGGCCAGGCUGAAAAGUGGGCGUUUUUGCUCAUCCGUUGUGUCCCAUGAUGUCACUUUGAGAUUUUCCCUAGUUGGUGAAAUGCAAAUGGAAAUAUUCAGUAACCAAAAUAGUGUUUGAAAGGCAAGCAUGGUCAGCAUUAAGGAGGACAUUGAGUGUUGUAUGCAGAGCACAGACCACAAUGGGACCAGCUCUGUGACUGAGAAUUUCUAGAAAAUAGUGUAACAAUUUGAAUGCCAACUAUUCAAAUUCCACAUAUGCUUUUCCACCAAGUAUUCCAGAAAUUUCAAAGGCAGAACAAGUACAAUUACAGUAUGAGCAGUAAGCCCAUCCAGUAAAAGUAGAUUCAUAUAGAAUAUACCAACUUCAAUCUAUAUUAAAAAAAUGCUCAUGCAUUUUGAAGUGAUAUGAGAAUAGGUGCGCAAUUAGAAAAUCAACCCAGUUCAGAUGGUUUUGGUUUAAAAGUAUUCACAAUGUGCAAUCAAACCAAUGUUGCUCACUGCAGUCAGUGGAUUACAAAUCAAAAUGUUUGGAAGCAAGAAUGUUCAGUUGGAUUCAGUUAGAUGAAAAGUGGACAAAAGCUAUAGAUUACAUUGAUCGGCAGAUAAAAGUAGAAUUUAGGUGGCGACAUCAUUAAGCUUCAGCAGCCAGUAAUCCAGCUGAUCUGCCUUAAUCGCACCAGGUAGGAACAACUGCGUCAGUACGAGUCAUCAGGGAAACAAAUGGAAUGAUAUUUAAAGUUUGGAAUGUAUCCUGAUUUGCUCAUCAUCAGAUAUUGCAGUCCAUCACUUGGACGCAUUCAAUAGACCAAGACAGAUAGGUGUAGCAAUAAUUCCCAUGGGGUUCUUCUGAUCCCCUGCCAUAACUUCAGAGAAACAAAAAAACAGAUUUUCUAGUUGUCAUUGCAGUUACGAUGGGAAAUUAAGGAAACCUGAUGGAAAUUGUACCCAAGAUCUUUUCAACAUUAGAGUUGAGGCAGAUUACUAUUUGGACUUUAAAAAAAAAUUCUUAUCAAACAAUGAGAUUAAACAAGCCUCUAAUUUUCUGCCCCAAGUUUAGUUUUGCCAACUGCAGCAAAGCAAUUGGUUUCCAGAUCUUUGCCUAUGAUGCUUCAAGCUAGCUGCUAGGAAAUUAACUAGAAAACUAAUUUCUAGUUUCCAUAAAACGCUGACAACUUCAUCUGAAAUGCUUUGACAGUAUCGAGCUCAACCAUAUGCUAAUUUUAUUUAGUUGGAAGUUAGGAUAGCAAUCUGUACUUUAUUCAUCAAUUCCUCUUGUGGCAUGAUAGAGCUGAGCUAGGAAGUCACCCACGUGUGCAACCAUGAACAUGAUCCAUUAAAUAGUUAACAUGGGAUUGAUAGUAACCAGACUUUGUUAAGCAAGUCUUAUCUGGGUCUCCAUGUACACAAUACAGGUUCACCACUCUGCAUGAAGCAAUUAUAUGCAUACACAUAUUGCAGGCUCGCUCAAUCAUGAUGAAAGUUUUGCUUUGUUCAAAGUUGUGUUUUUCUUUUUCCAACAUUAUCUGUAAACUUGGAGUUUUAAAUUAAUGCAAAAGAUUGACAUUAAAGGUUUGGGAUUGAUGUGGUUACAUAUUCAGUGCUAACGCUAGAACCCAUUUUCUCUCAACAUAGAAUUCUGCAUUGCAUUUUUACAAGAUUACAAGGAGGGUUAAAAAUAAGAUGUAUCACCUCUUCAGUUAAUUAUACCACAAUUGGUGAUAAAUGAAAUGAAUUGAACCCAAAAAUGAUAUGGGAAUUACUGCAAUGUGACUGGUUACUCAUUUAGACAGGUACCCAUCACCAGUGUGACUAAAGACAAAACUUGCUUUAAAAGAAUUGUUAAUCUGCAAAAGUAUUUAAUUUAUGCCAAUUAUAACUGGUUUCUUU